Messenger RNA from Anguilla rostrata (American eel), 3824 nucleotides. It is a transcript of the gene kcns3a, whose product is annotated as potassium voltage-gated channel, delayed-rectifier, subfamily S, member 3a. Gene Ontology annotation, cellular component: membrane; voltage-gated potassium channel complex. Gene Ontology annotation, biological process: potassium ion transmembrane transport; protein homooligomerization. Lineage: Eukaryota; Metazoa; Chordata; Actinopteri; Anguilliformes; Anguillidae. The transcript is spliced from 2 exons. Bases 303 to 1823 code for a protein of 506 amino acids. Gene Ontology annotation, molecular function: protein binding; voltage-gated potassium channel activity. The record is from RefSeq and is a predicted model, not a curated record.
CAAGCCAAUGACCAUGGACCACUGACGCAAGGAGACCGCCCGCGGGCAGUCGGGCAGACCAUUGCUGCCCGACGCACUCCGUGGGAGCAUCCUCACGCAACAGUAUGCAGCGGGACCGGGAUACGCCAUACCGGGCGUGACACGCUUCGCGUUAGUUCUGUCGAAUAAGUUUGUGAAGAUGGGACGCUUCGUCUCCAGAGUUUUAUUUAGUAGAAAGAAGGACUCGAACAGAAACAGGUGAUGGGGCCCUGAGGCUGGGCGGGACGUGAGCUGGCAGCUGGCAGCGAGCCGCCGCGGGCACCAUGGUUUACGGGCAGAUCCUCCACACCAGCGGGACCGAGGAGGAGGGGGGCUUCCUCAACCUCAACGUGGGGGGGUUCAAGCAGAAGGUGGAGCGCAGCACCCUGCUCCGCUUCCCCCAGACCCGGCUGGGCCGGCUGCUGAGCUGCCGGUCCGAGGAGGCCAUCCUGGAGCUGUGCGACGACUACGGCCGCGCCGAGCGGGAGUACUACUUCGACCGGAACCCGCGCUUCUUCCGCUACGUCCUCAACUUCUACCACACGGGCAAGAUCCACCUGAUGGAGGAGCUGUGCAUCAUCUCCUUCAGCCAGGAGAUAGAGUACUGGGGCAUCAAGGAGCUGUACCUGGACUCCUGCUGCAGCAAUAAGUUCCAGGAGCUGCUGGAGUACGCCGGGGAGAGGGACUGGGACCGCCGGAGCGACGACCAGCAGCAGCAGCCCAGCUUCGACUCCUCCAUCGAGGAGCUCUCGACCCUGGACAAGGACCUGGAGAAGUUCGAGGGCGCCUGGUGCUCGGAGGUGCGCAAGAGCAUCUGGCUGCGCCUGGAGAACCCGGGCUACUCGCGCUCGGCCAAGCUGCUGGCGGUGGCCUCGCUGGCCGUGGUGCUCACCUCCAUCGUGGCCAUGUGCGUGCACAGCAUGCCCGAGUUCCAGCAGGUGGACGCCAACGAAAAGGAGGUGGAGGACCCGGUGCUGGCCGUCUUCGAGACCAUCUGCGUGGCCUGCUUCUCCGCCGAGUUCGCCGUCCGCCUCUCCGUCACGCCCUGCGUGCGGAAGUUCCUCUCCAGCCCGCUCAACGUCAUCGACUUCGUCUCCAUCCUGCCCUUCUACGCCACGCUGGCCUUCGAGACCAUGGACGAGGAGAACGAGGACCUGGAGAACGUGGGCAAGGUGGUGCAGAUCCUGCGGCUGAUGCGCAUCUUCCGCAUACUCAAGCUGGCCCGCCACUCCGUGGGCCUGCGGUCGCUGGGGGCCACGCUCCGCCACAGCUACCACGAGGUGGGCCUCCUCAUCCUCUUCCUCUCCGUGGGCAUCUCCAUCUUCUCCGUCCUCAUCUACUUCGUGGAGAAGGAGGAGGAGGAGUCGGAGCUCCAGACCAUCCCCGUGGGCUGGUGGUGGGCCACCAUCAGCAUGACCACCGUCGGGUACGGGGACACGUACCCCGUCACGCUGGCGGGGAAGCUCAUCGGGACGCUGUGCAUCAUCUGCGGCCUGCUGGUGGUGGCCCUGCCCAUCACCAUCAUCUUCAACAAGUUCUCCAAGUACUACCAGCGGCACAAGGCCAUGGACGCCGACCAGGGCGACGGCGACGGCGGCGGCGGCGACGUGGGCGGCCGCGACCCCGAUCUUCCGUACUUCAACGUGCGGGACCUGUACGCCCACCGGAUGAACUCCUUCCUCGCCAGCCUCUCGUCCGGCGGCGGCGACAGCGGGGACGACGACACCGACGCCUCCAGCAUCCGCGACGCGGAGGCGGCGUGCGGCGGGGCGGCGACCGCGCCUUGCCGUCAGGGGGCCGGGUGAGCGGCGGCGGCGUUGCCGGCGGCGAUGGCGAUGGCGGUGAUGGCGGCUCGUCUGCAGGGAAGCUCUCGCAGGAACGCGCUCCUCCCUCAACUUGAAAGCACUUUGCGCUUCUCUCAGGGCCCGGUUAUCGAUUCGACGCGCGUCUCUUUAUGUUGUCCUCCGCCCCUCCCCCCUCCCAGGGCGUUAUCGGAGGCAGGCUAGGCCCGGACAACGCACGUGCUCAGUGCUAGCUUCGUAUCAGCAACUGAAAUUACAUUAUUUAAAAAAAAAAAAACAAACAAACAAAAAAAAAUAGUAAUUUAGGAGGUCUUCCCAGUCAAGCUCCAUUUUGUCCCCGCUUUCCAGACUGAGAACAUUCGGAAGAAAAUGAACCGAUUCCAAAAACGUUGGAGAGAACAAACGAGCGGAUUAAUUAUUCAUCUUGUUGGAAAACAAUUAAGUAUUUAUGGUAGUGCCUGGAAAAAAAAGGAAAAAAAGCUCUGAGAGUAUUUUAUGAUAUUGAUACCUGCGGAAAAUGUUUGAAUUGAUAAAAUGGCAUGCCGUUGCAGGUCCUGCUCCUGGCUCUUCCUGUUUGGGAUGGGAUGAAUGCAUGCACAAUCCCUGGACCAGGGGAAAUGGUACGGACAUUACCAUCGAAUAAAGCUAUGAUCUAAAACAGCUAUGCAUUCUCCUUCAUCAUUAAUUCAAUAAUAACAUGCUUAUAUUUUUGUAUUUAUUUCUUACAGAACGUGUAUGUAUCAUAUGAAUGUGCUAAUUGCGGUAUUGCAGUUUGCUCAUUUUGGGUAAUAUCUGACAUUUUUAGAGUUGUAGAUGUCAACAGCAUUUUGCCUUCAGUUUUAUUCAUGCACUGUUCUGUUAAUGAUGAUAUUUAUUUUGCUGCCGAAUAUCUUGCUUGUCAGUCAGAGAACUUUGUUUAUUAUUUUAUUUGAACAAAAUCAUAGAAGAGACGUGACCCUUGAAGUAUUCAUUGAAUAUAGUUAAAACUCCAGCUGUGUCCUGUAGUUUUAACUAUAUUUACGGAGGUUCACAGUAAAUAUCAAGCUUAUAAGACUAUGAGUUGCGUCAAAUGUUUCUUACUUUAUUGGAUAACACUUUCUAUGAACAGUCGUUCAUGAGAGCUAUUUAACUCUAUCUUGAAUUCUUAUGUCAAUAAUGUCAAUAAUGCCAUUUGCUGAAUCAGUGUUGUGUUGACAUGACAUACAGUAUGUCUAUUAUUGGCAUAAACAUAUUUGAAUGUUUAUAUAGUGCUUAUGAAUGCAUUAUAAACUGUUCCUGAAACAGUUACAAAGCUCUUAUAAAGGGCUGUUCAUAGAAAGUGUUAACCUUAAUUUAUUGACAAAUAAGAAUAUAAGAAUAUAUCCCCAACCCCCAAUCUUGAUGGGGGAAAUUAAUCCACGGUCCACCCCUGUAACCUGUAGGCUACUUCCCUUACGUUUGAAACUUCAUUCCUCUCAGCAUUCUGUGUCCUCAUCGUUGACUUACGGUGUGUGUAGCAACACGAAUAAUGCAAACACAAAUCCCAUUUUAAGAACAAUGCCUUAAUCUUGCUAACGUAAGAGGUACUGUAAAGGAAAGUGCCUCGCUUGCGAGAUGACUCUCCUCUGCUUGGUUUCGAUUUGGCCCGGUCAGAGUGAGAGAAAUACUACUACUAUCAGCGUACAUUAAGAGCGUGUGUUCGGACCGAAGGGAAACAAAAUGGCGGAGCUUUGACCCGCUGUCUCACAGGCGUUAGCGUGUUUCCGGUGCGUCUGUCUCCCCUUAACAGGCCGGAUGACAACGCGGUUGGCCUGUCGUCGUUUAGAAGAGAGCACCUGUUUAUUUUGUCGUAUUUUGCCAGUCUUUAAGAGGAGAAUGUGGCAGGUGUUAACAUUUGCACUAAUCGCCAAGUUUUUAUUUCAGUUAAAAUGGGCUCGUUUUUUUUUUUUGUAAUUUUAUUAUUCUGUCACGGUAGCCACUUUUGUGCUGCAUUUAUUUAUUUAUUUAUUUUAGUCAGUUUGUUUU